Molecule: messenger RNA, 1783 nt
Organism: Neurospora crassa OR74A
Lineage: Eukaryota; Fungi; Ascomycota; Sordariomycetes; Sordariales; Sordariaceae
Product: helix-hairpin-helix domain-containing protein
Exons: 2
Coding region: 1-1719 (572 amino acids)
Biological process (GO): base-excision repair
Molecular function (GO): catalytic activity
Source: RefSeq, a predicted model, not a curated record
AUGAGAAUUCAAACCCGUUCAGCCGCCAAGAGGCUCAAAGUAAACACCGAGGAACACAUCGUGGUUGCGAACCCCCUCCAGAAUCCGAUCCUUGUUCCAGAUCAUGUAUCUGAGACUAUUGUAGCUUCGGUUGAGGCUGAAUCCUGGACGAGAGGGAAACGGAAGCGGGGACAUGCCACGCCGGCGCAUCCUCUCAAAGGUGGUCGGGAUGUCUUGCCUCCUAGCAUGGGCGUUCUGCCAACCCCUGGUACAAUUCCAGAGACACCAGAUUCGCUGAGCAGUUCUUCCAAUGCGCCGGUGCAUUUAACGCGAAGUGUGGCCAAACGCCAGAGUCAAACUUCGCUCGAAACUACAAAGAUUCGGACCGAGGAUGUGAAGGCGCAGAAGACGCCGAUCAGUAUAGGGCCCCUACAAGUGACUAGACCUGAUGAUAUCUCGGUACAUCAUACCCGAGGUGUGACCGAACGCCGGACCAAGGUUCAGUCCGCCAUCAUCAAGGAUCGGACGAAAGAUGCAGCUGCGACAGAAGCUGUAGAGAACAUCAUGGGCACUUCUCUGGAUAACACUAUUGAGGUGAACACCCCCAACGACGACGACGACGACGACGACGACGACGACGACGACGACAAAGACGAGGAACACACUGAACGGGAUCGACGGGGUACCAGGUCGUCUUCCAAGAGGCCAAAUACAGAAACCGACAAAAACCUCGAUAGCGGCAAUGGACAUAUUAUUGUCAAGACCAGCAAGAAGGCAGCCAAGGUCACCGCCACAAGAAUAGCCACCGUGGACCGUGACAGCCCUGACUACAGAAUGCCAGUGAGAAGGGGCCCAAAUAAUCCCAUGGGGUUCACGCCAGGGUUCUCACCCUACCCCAAUCGUCAGGCUCCUACCUCUGAAGCAUGCGAGGAUGUGUACCGCGUCUUGGCAACCAUGCAUGGCAAGGUAGAGCAACCCAAGGAAAUACCCAAGGCAUCUUUGGAGAAGGCCGGAUGUGGCGAGGUACCUUGCGUAUUGGACGCCCUCCUCCGGACGCUGAUUAGCGGCAACACACUGAUGGCCAUGGCGGACCGAGCGAUCAGGAACGUAGCUCAAGAGUACGGUUUACGAGAACACGGCUCAGGCAUCGGAAGCAUCAACUGGGAAAAGGUUGCCAGCGAGCCAGAGGAAAAGCUGGCCCAGGCUAUCAAGGUUUCGGGGAACGGAAACCAGAAGGCCAAGCAUAUCAAGCUAAUCCUCGACAUGGUUGCGUUGGAGAUGGCGCAGAUGGCAAUGGAGAACAAGGGAACGGGCGGUAAGCGAGAAGUCGCCUUCUCAGAGACGUUGAACCUAGACCACAUGCACACCGUCACCAAAGACGAGGCCAUGGCCAAGCUUGUCCAGUAUCCCGGUAUUGGCAUCAAAAGUGCUGCCUGCGUUACACUCUUUUGUCUUCGCAUGCCCUGCUUUGCAGUUGACACGCAUGUCCACCGGUUCUGUCGCUGGCUCGGUUGGGUGCCGGAGAAAGCGAAUGCUGAGGACUGCUUCAGACACUGCGACGUGAAAGUGCCGGAUCACCUCAAGUAUGGCUUGCACCAGCUGUUUAUCCGCCAUGGACAACAAUGCUUCAAGUGCCGGAAGGCGACAAGGCCUGGUACGAAGGAGUGGAGGGAGGCACCCGAAUGCCCGUUGGAACACCUGCUGGACCGGGGGAAGGGAGGAGACCAUGGAGAUGGAUAGACAGGGAACGCCGGAAAGAGUCGAUUUGGAAGUAGUUGGUUUCUUUCCAAAAGCAAUAAUUUCC